CCCAUCGAAGCGGAACUGAAAUAAAAAUUAAAAUGAUUCCGCAGCGUAUCUCUCUCCCGCGUGUCCGCGCGCCUUCGGAGACUGAAAAUCUUCCCAAAGCAGCAGAGGUCGGGGGAAGCUUGGAAUCUUCUCUGCUUCAACUCAUCCACGAUCAUCACCAUUCCUCUCUCAGACUUGGAGUACAGACAGAAAAGGCCAAGAGAGAUGCUAUUAUGAAUGGGAAGAGAGUUGCGGAUCUUUUGAUGGAUAUUGUGAAUGGAGGAGUGGAAGAAUCCUUUAUCAAUGAGAAGCGAAUCGAGUUAGAAAUUCGCUCUUUAAUAUCUACAGUUUUGCGUUAUUCGAAGCAAACAGAUCAAUGGCGUGCCGCUACUCAUUCGAUAAACUCUGCUCUUAAGCAGGAAAUUGGAGAUUUUGAGAACUGGAUGAAGACCAUGGAUUACGAUUGUAAAAGCAUCAAUGCUGCAAUUCAGAACAUUUAUCAAUCAUAAUCUCCUUCAGAACGAUAAUUCUAUGGAUACUCGCAAUUUUGCACCUUCAACUCCCAAGAAAGAGAUAGCCCCCUUACAACCCCCCCCCCCCCCAAAAAAAAAAAAAAAAAAAAAAGAAAAAGAAAAAAGAAAAAGAAAAAGAAAAAGAAAAAAAUCUCUCAAUGAUCAGAUCUACUGCUUUUUGCACAAAGUUUUGUUAACCUCAGCAUCAUAAAAUACCCUUGGAACCAUCAGCUAUUCAUGGAAGAGUAGACCUUCUGUUAUGAUCUUUUGGAGUUUUGUCUUUGUAAAUGUUUUCUUCCUCGACAUUUGGAUCUUCUAUUUUUCUUAACAGUUUUUAGUUUCAAGAGUGAGAAACAGGACUACUCCUGCCAGUUCAUAUUUUAAAUUACAGAAAUGCAUUUUCAGAUAA
This is a messenger RNA of Macadamia integrifolia, 900 nucleotides long. Its product is annotated as biogenesis of lysosome-related organelles complex 1 subunit 1. Gene Ontology annotation, biological process: endosomal transport. The coding region runs from base 33 to 488 and encodes 151 amino acids. The transcript is spliced from 4 exons. The record is from RefSeq and is a predicted model, not a curated record. Gene Ontology annotation, cellular component: BLOC-1 complex. NCBI's taxonomy places the organism in Eukaryota, Viridiplantae, Streptophyta, Magnoliopsida, Proteales, Proteaceae.